GUUCAUGACUUUGACAACGCGACUGAGAUUUUUGAAGUUAUCAGUUUGACCUUCGAAAGCAUCGCAAUGAUCAGACUUUGACUAUGCCGGCUAACGUGAGGAAGGUGGUGCGUGUGACAAAGUUUCUGCUGGCGGUGGUGACUGUAUUCUUUUUUAGCUGGAUGGUGUGUGUGAAUGAAUGGCACAGUGGAGUAGCGUGGGGCGGGCGGCGCGGGAGAGGCGCCGCGCCGACCAUGAGGACUAUCGUGGCGUACUCGGAGGGCAAGCAGGCGGAGAUGGAUCGACCCUCACCCGUCACCUGUGACCGCCUUCCGGCGUUUCCAGAGAUACCAUAUAUUAAUCGAACUUGGAGCCACAACACAUCGCAAGAAAACACGUGGCAGAAAGUGGAGGGUACCGGAGUGUCGCUGUACGCGGCGUUCUACGACCAGCGGGCAGCGCAGCCCUACGUGCGGAUACUGGCGUCCUUUCGAGGUCGCAACAUUUCGACAGAGGUGCCAUUGUUCUGCCAAACACGUUCCUUGAACUCCGAAGAAUCUGUAGAAGUGGUUGCAGCCAAACCUUUGGAAAUCUGGUGGCACGAAUGGGAUUCAACGACAUCUAACAUUGAAACACCUUUACUGUUAUCAUGUCCUCUGACAGAAGUCCUGAAUGGCCCCUCUACUGUAUCCAUCGUAACACAACCGUGCCAUGAUCCCACCAACGCAUUCGCUUUGAAAUCUUAUUCCAGAGAUUUCAAGUACAAGAGAACCUUUACAAUUUGUGUAAAAGAUAUGAAAUUUGAGAAUGACGUAUCACAAAAUCUAGUCGAAUGGAUAGAAACUAACAAGAUACUCGGCGUUGAUAUGAUCGAUAUGUAUAUAGACAGCAUCACUAAAGAAUGUGAAAAUAUCCUGUUUUACUACAGAGAUCUAGGUUAUGUUAGAUUAUUCCAUGUUCCUAUUAAACAUAAGAUAGAGAGGUCAUUAUGGCAGCGCAGAAGAGACCACAUAAUAACUUACAAUGAUUGCUUGUAUCGAAAUUUACGAGAAUCUGAAUACAUCAUCCCGUUAGAUGUUGAUGAAAUAGUAUUACCGAAAGAGGUAUUUACAUGGCCUGAGCUACUUAGUCGACUUAGUAUUUAUGGCUGGGAUCCAUCGCAAUACUCAGCUAUUAUGAUACAAAAUGCGUUUUUCUUUGACUUCAUGCAGGGACUUAAGAAAUAUAAAGCUAAGAAAAUAAAUUAUAAUAAAAGCGAAAUUUAUAUAAAGCGAGAUGAUGUGCGGAUUAAAGAUGCCGAAUAUUUAGAUAAAAUAGAAUUAAUUGACGAUGAAAAUAGAAUAGAUGACGAAGUCAUAGAUAUUAAGGAUACCGAUGAAGAAUUGUAUGACAUAUAUAAAGAAAGGUGUGGUAAAGACUUAGUGAUCCCGAAAUUAGUGCGCCACAUUGUGAGGUCAGCAGUUAUUAGUCCUAAAGGUUCAUACAGCAAGAGCUUUAUGCUGACGAGAAAGGUGCUGACUGCCUUCAACCAUUACCCUUUGGCCAGUAUUGGCUCCACCGGCUUCCUCGGCUGGUCUGCGCCCUUCAGUGAAGUGCAGCUCAAUCAUUACAAGGAGUCGUGCAACACGACGGUGGUAGCAGACUGCGCGCGGUACGGCCGCCGCGCCCGCGUCGAUACCGCGGCGCUGCGGCUGCGCGCGCCGCUCACGCGCGCCCUCGCCCGAGCAUUGUGUAGCGGAAUAAAUACUUGACCGAU
Cydia fagiglandana is the source of this 1735-nucleotide messenger RNA. RefSeq lists its product as uncharacterized. Lineage: Eukaryota; Metazoa; Arthropoda; Insecta; Lepidoptera; Tortricidae. The record is from RefSeq and is a predicted model, not a curated record. Gene Ontology annotation, cellular component: cytoplasm. Gene Ontology annotation, molecular function: glycosyltransferase activity. The transcript is spliced from 4 exons. Bases 84 to 1730 code for a protein of 548 amino acids.